AUGAAAAAUAAUCCGCCAGAAUUAUCAUUCUACUCCACAGCGGUGUCUGAAAAUUUGGCUGAUCGUGUUGACCUCGAGCGACAGCGCCUGGAUAUCGAACUUGCAAAGUUACGAUUGUUAGAACUUGAUAAACGUAUCGAGCUAGAGAAAUUGCAACUGUUGCAAAAGGAAGAUGACGAAUCGAAGGAAGUCAAGAAACCUCGGCUUGUAUGA
Molecule: messenger RNA, 213 nt
Organism: Echinostoma caproni
Lineage: Eukaryota; Metazoa; Platyhelminthes; Trematoda; Plagiorchiida; Echinostomatidae
Source: the annotation of a GenBank genome assembly